Beta vulgaris subsp. vulgaris (sugar beet) is the source of this 1117-nucleotide messenger RNA. Its product is annotated as bidirectional sugar transporter SWEET17. The coding region runs from base 140 to 865 and encodes 241 amino acids. The record is from RefSeq and is a predicted model, not a curated record. Lineage: Eukaryota; Viridiplantae; Streptophyta; Magnoliopsida; Caryophyllales; Amaranthaceae. Gene Ontology annotation, molecular function: sugar transmembrane transporter activity. The transcript is spliced from 6 exons. Gene Ontology annotation, cellular component: membrane. Gene Ontology annotation, biological process: carbohydrate transport.
CCCCCCCCCCCCCCCCAAAAAAAAAUCAAAUAGUUGCUUGCCUGUUUUUCUGUGGCUAACAUCUUCCUUUCCUCCCUUCGCCCCUAUCUAUUAAAACAACUACUUCAAUUAAGCUAAGGAUUUUCACCCAAAAUAAUUAAUGGAGUCUUGGGUAGUUUCAGUCUUUGGGAGCCUAGGAACUAUCUUGUCAUUCUUGCAGUAUGUAUCUCCAGUGCCAACAUUUUAUAGGAUAGUGAAGAAUAAAUCAACCGAAGAAUUUGAAAGUCUUCCAUACAUAUGCACCGUGUUGAACUCCGCCUUAUGGACUUACUACGGCAUCAUUAAACCUGAUUAUUUUGUUUCCGCUGUUAAUGGAUUUGGAGCUGCCUUGGAAGCCAUUUACGUGCUCCUUUUUAUCAAAUAUGCACCACCCAAAAAGAAGGCUAAGACAGCCACAAUGGCUAGCAUAUUAAACAUAGGCGUAGUCGGCGCAGCAAUUCUGGUAACAUACUUUGGAGUGCACGGUCAAUUGCGAACCCAAGUGGUGGGCCUAAUAUGCUUGACCCCAAUGGUGGCUAUGUAUGCUUCUCCUCUUGCUGUUCUGGAAACAGUGAUAACAACCAAGAGUGUAGAAUAUAUGCCCUUUGGUCUAUCAUUUGUCCUCUUUGUGACUGGAGGUGUUUGGACGGUUUAUGCAAUUCUGGUGCAUGACUAUUUCCUCGGGGUACCAAACGGGAUAGGGUUUUUGUUUGGGGCAAUACAACUUAUUGUGUAUUGCAUAUACAGAAAUCAUAAAGGUUCACACGGGCCUUCCUUGCAAGCAUCAAUUGAAGAGGGGACAACACAAGAUCCUCUUCUUAGGCAUCAAAAUCAGCCAGAAACAUAAAAAAGUAGUUAUUGAAAGAAAUGAAAUUUGGACGCGUUUUUUUAUAACCAUAGUAGAUUUUUGUUGUCUCUAAGAUAAAUAUAAUACCGAUAACUAGUUUUUGGCAAAGGGAUGUUCUUGACCAUCUCAUGUAAUUGAAGUGAAAUAUUAUUUCACAUAAUUCGAGAUAAAAUUAGUUGCAUGCAAUUGAAUAUGGACACGUAUAAAACCAAUAACUAGUUAUUGGUUAAGGUAAAUUUCCAAUCAUCCCAU